Molecule: messenger RNA, 2151 nt
Organism: Knipowitschia caucasica
Lineage: Eukaryota; Metazoa; Chordata; Actinopteri; Gobiiformes; Gobiidae
Source: the annotation of a GenBank genome assembly
AUGAGCGCCUCCAAAGCUCGAGCUGAGAUGCACGGCGCGGGUGAAAGAGGAUGUGGGUCUGCGGCUUUUUGGACACAGAUGCCUUUUGUCACCCGUCUCGUGCUCCUGCUGUCCUCGGUGCUGUCCCCGUCUCUGUCCAUACAUCUUGAGGUUAUCGAGAGCCACAGUGAGUUCACCUGUGAGCCCGUCAGACUGAGAAUGUGCCAGGACCUGCCUUAUAACACCACCUUCAUGCCCAAUCUGUUGAACCACUAUGACCAGCAGACAGCAGCUCUCGCCAUGGAGCCGUUCCACCCCCUGGUAAACCUGGAGUGCAGUGCGGACCUGCGGAUGUUCCUGUGUGCGCUGUACGCCCCGGUCUGCACAGAGUACGGCCGCGUGUCCAUGCCGUGUCAAGGCCUCUGUCAGCGAGCCAAAGACGAGUGCAACAAACUAUUGGGCAUAUUUGGACUGACGUGGCCAGAAGACAUGGACUGUAGCAGGUUUCCGGACUGUGAUGAGUCGUACCCUCGUCCUGAGGACUUGGAGACGAGUCCUGAGACCACAGACCAGUCCUCCCUCACGGUGCAGAGGGACUAUGGCUUCUGGUGUCCUCGAGAGCUCAAGGUCGAACCCGAGCUUGGAUACUCUUUCAUGGACAGGAAGGACUGCUCUCCUCCCUGUCCCUCCAUGUAUUUUACCCAAAAAGAGCUGAAGUUUAUGCGCUACUUCAUCGGGGUUAUAUCCGUCCUCUGUCUGUCUGCAACGCUCUUCACCUUUUUGACGUUUCUCAUUGACGUUACAAGGUUCAGAUAUCCAGAACGGCCAAUCAUCUUCUAUGCUGUCUGUUAUGUCAUGGUUUCGCUGGUGUUCUUCCUGGGUUUUCUUUUGGAGGAGAGGGUGGCAUGUAAUGGAGCCAGUCGGGCCCAGUUCAAAGCUGCAACCAUCACUCAAGGCUCUCACAACAAGGUGUGCACCCUGUUCUUCAUGGUGCUGUAUUUCUUCACCAUGGCAGGCUCCUUGUGGUGGGUUAUAUUGACAAUCACUUGGUUCCUGGCUGCUGUUCCUAAAUGGGGCAGCGAGGCCAUAGAGAAGAAAGCGCUCCUCUUUCAUGCGGUUGCCUGGGGCCUCCCAGGGGCCCUGACCGUCACCCUGCUGGCCCUCAACAAAAUUGAAGGAGAUGGGAUCAGUGGAGUGUGUUUCAUAGGACUGUAUGACAUAGAAGCCCUGAGGUGGUUUGUUCUGGCACCGCUCUGCUUCAAUGUGGCAGUGGGUGUGGCACUGCUUUUAGUGGGCAUCGUGGCUCUAAACCGUGUGAGGAUGGAGAUCCCACUGGAGAAAGAGAAUCAGACCAAACUGGUGAAGUUCAUGAUCCGCAUGGGCAUCUUUUCUGUGCUCUACCUUGUGCCCCUGGUUACUGUGAUAUGCUGCUAUUUCUAUGAACAUACUUAUCGACACCUUUGGGAAACCACCUGGAUGCAGGAGAACUGCCGCUUCUACCACAUCCCGUGCCCAUAUAAGGUGGAGCAGACCAGUCAUCCUGCUAUGGUUGUGUUCCUUGUCAAAUAUCUCAUGAUGUUGGUGGUUGGCAUUCCCUCUGUUUUCUGGGUUGGAAGUAAAAAAACAUGCUACGAGUGGGCCGGUUUUCUCCAAGGACGGCGACGCAAAGACAGCGGCGUUAAUGAAUCUCGGCAGGUUCUUCAGGAGCAGCUGGACUUUACUCAGUCUUUACUUCGUGAACCGAAUACUCCUGUUGUCCGCAAGUCCAGAGGAACAUCCACACAGGGAACCUCCACUCACGCGUCCUCUACAAAUCUGGCUGUCAUUGAUGACAUGGAGAAACCUCAGCGGACACAGCGGCCCUCGUCCACCAGGAGCAGGGGCAGCAGUGUCCACAGCAAAGCCAGUUACCAUGGCAGCCUGAGACGCACACGCGAGGACAGGAAUGACACGGCCACUCCCCACGCUACAGAUGAGCAGAGUUUACGCAGCACCGUACCGACGAUUGAGCAGCCAGCGUCCGCUCGGAGCAGCCUCAAUCCGAUCGAGGACCACUCCACUACCAACCAGACCAGUCCACGGGAUACAGCUGAAGCCCCCAACACUGUGAUCACCCACGGGACCACCACACUGGACUCCAGAGCCACAGACAACAACGGCACAAGUGCUUGA